AUGAAGGUCACUUUCAAGGACCUCAAGCAGCAAAAGUUCGUCAUCGAAGUCGAGCCGACCGAUCUGGUCUCGGCUGUCAAGCAAAAGAUCUCGGAGGAGCGAGGGUGGGACCCCAAGCUCCAGAAGCUGAUCUACUCGGCCCAAGCCAACCCCGGUCGCCGCAGCCCCCGCAGGCGAGUCCUCCAAGUCGGCGGCACCACCGGCGACGCCCGCGGCCCAGGCUCCGGCCGCCACCCCCGCGGCUCCCGCUCAGGCCCCCGCCCCUCCGGACCUGCUGUCCCGGCAACCCCGACGCCGCCGCAGCGCGAACAGCCCGGCCAGUACAAUGACCCGAACAUGCUGAGUACCGGUGCCGCACGCGAUGAGGCCAUUGCCAACAUGGAGGCCAUGGGCUUCGAGCGCUCCCAGAUCGAUGCUGCCAUGCGUGCCGCUUUUUUCAACCCCGACCGUGCCGUCGAGUAUCUCUUGAAUGGCAUCCCCGACAACCUUCGCCAGAACCCUCAGCCUCCUCGCCAAUCAGCGCCCCAGGCCGGCACCCCUUCGGCCAGUGCUGCCGCAGCGGCCCCAUCUGGCGACGACGGCGGCGACCCGGUCAACCUUUUCGACCUUGCAGCGCAGCAGGGCCGUGGUAGCGGUGGUGGCGGUGGUGGCGCCUCGCGCGGGGCGACUGCUGGUACUGGUGCCGGUGCCGCGGCGGCUGCUGCUGCUGCAGCUGCGGCGGCUGGCGCGGGCGCGGGAGCGGCUGGACAGGCAUUUGGGAACCUCGACUUCCUGCGCAACAAUGCGCAGUUCCAACAGCUCCGACAAGUCGUCCAGCAGCAACCGCAAAUGCUGGAGCCGAUCCUGCAGCAGCUCGGCGCCGGCAACCCGCAGCUGGCGCAGCUCAUCGCCGCCAACCCCGAGCAGUUCCUCGGUCUCUUGGGCGAGGACGCUGAUGAUGACGUGCCGCUGCCCCCUGGCGCGCAGGCCAUCUCGGUCACCGAGGAGGAGCGCGACGCCAUUGAGCGACUAUGCCGCCUGGGUUUCGACCGGGAUCAGGCCAUCCAGGCGUACUUUGCAUGUGACAAGAACGAGGAGCUGGCAGCCAACUUCCUCUUUGACCAGCCGGACGACGAUGAACUUGACCCGCAAUAA
This is a messenger RNA of Gaeumannomyces tritici R3-111a-1, 1134 nucleotides long. RefSeq names its product UV excision repair protein Rad23. The transcript has 6 exons. Gene Ontology annotation, cellular component: cytosol; nucleoplasm. The record is from RefSeq and is a predicted model, not a curated record. The coding region runs from base 1 to 1134 and encodes 377 amino acids. Gene Ontology annotation, molecular function: proteasome binding; damaged DNA binding; polyubiquitin modification-dependent protein binding. Lineage: Eukaryota; Fungi; Ascomycota; Sordariomycetes; Magnaporthales; Magnaporthaceae. Gene Ontology annotation, biological process: proteasome-mediated ubiquitin-dependent protein catabolic process; nucleotide-excision repair.